AGGGAAAGCAUCAUUCGAGCUCUUGCGUUCAACAAUAGUGAAUAGUGACACAGCUGCAGAAAAGUUCAAAUAACUUGACAGUUUUUUGGAAAAUAAUAUAAAAGUUUUUACUCUUCCAACACCAAAAUCUCAACAAAAAACAACAGAAUGUCUCACAUGCAAUUUUUUGUCAUCUGCUGCUUCGCCAUUGUUCUGCUGGCUGUGUGUGUCCACAGCUCUCAGGCUGCCACGCAGGCACCUCUCUGCCAGCCAGGCAUUCUCGAGGAGAUGCCCCAACAUAUUAAAAAGGUUUGCAUGGCACUGGAGAACUCCGAUCAAUUAACCUCAGCCCUUAAGUCGUACAUCAACAAUGAAGCUUCCGCGCUGGUGGCUAACUCAGAUGAUUUGCUGAAGAACUACAACAAACGCACAGAUGUCGACCACGUCUUCCUGCGUUUUGGCAAGCGUCGUUAAAUAACUACACCACGAUCCGGACAUUCUGCAAACUGCAAUUGAACUACGACUGGACUUUGGCUAACGAUCGGUAUUGCGUUUCUGUUUAAGGCACAACAAACAUGACGUCUUCUCACUAUAUACUUAAAAAAUGUAAUCUUGGCACAUCGGCGUUAUACUACAUGUGAAUUAUUCAACUUGGAAGCUCUCUAGUUCAAUAAUAAACAAAAUCAAUACCUUGUAAAAUAUUUAAUUAUCUCUUGAUAUUUAAAAAAAUGUGUAUUCGAAAAUGUAUUAAGCGACCCCCGAAAAGUCUUUUGUAAA
This is a messenger RNA of Drosophila albomicans, 756 nucleotides long. RefSeq names its product dromyosuppressin (gene Ms). The record is from RefSeq and is a predicted model, not a curated record. The coding region runs from base 148 to 453 and encodes 101 amino acids. NCBI's taxonomy places the organism in Eukaryota, Metazoa, Arthropoda, Insecta, Diptera, Drosophilidae. The transcript is spliced from 3 exons.